CGGCGAGUGUAUAAAACUGUCUCAUUUCUUCCCCAUCUUUUUCUUCAUUCAUCUCUUUCAUCCCUCCCGCAAUCUCUUUUUCUUGAAAAAAAAAAAAUGGCUACUGAAUCCCUUACCCUUCACCCAAGCGGCAGCAAAAUGCCAUUGCUCGGGUUUGGCACCUGGAAGAUCCCAAAGGACUCGGCCGCUGAUGUUGUCUACAAGGCAAUCGAGGCUGGAUACAGACUGUUUGAUUGCGCCUGCGACUACGGCAAUGAGAUCCAAGUUGGACAGGGAAUCAAGAAGGCCAUUGCUGACGGUCUUGUUACUCGCGAAGAACUCUUCAUCACCUCCAAGCUGUGGAACACCUACCAUCACAAGGAGCAUGUCCCUCUCGCGUUCAACCGCACCCUCACAGAUCUGGGACUCGACUACAUCGAUCUCUACUUGAUCCAUUUCCCCAUCUCGCUCAAGUUCGUCCCCUUCGAGGAGCGCUACCCUCCUGAGUGGGGUAACAUGGAGCAGGACCCCGUCCCCAUUCACGAGACCUGGGCCGCCAUGGAGAGCCUCGUUCACUCGGGCAAGGUUAAGAACAUUGGCGUCUCCAAUUUUACUGCCGUUCUCUUGAUGGAUCUGCUGUCUUAUGCCAAGGUCAAGCCUGCGGUCCUUCACAUUGAGGUCCACCCUUACCUUAACAACGCCGAUCUCAUCAAGUUCGCUCAGAGCCAGGGUCUCCAGAUCACGGGCUACUCCAACUUUGGACCUACGUCCUAUGUCGAGCUUGGAUCGCCCGCUGCUAAGAAUGCGGUCCCUCUAUUCAAGGAGGAGAAUCUUUCCAAGAUCGCUGCUCACCACAACAAGACCGUUGCUCAGGUUAUUCUGCGCUGGCUGGUCCAGGACAAGAUCGCGGUCAUCCCUAAGUCUGUGAAUCCUGUCCGUCUGGCCCAAAACGCGGAUAUCUUUAACUUUAAGCUGUCGACCGAGGAGAUGGACACCAUCAACGGCAUGAGCAUCCCCUUGAGAUUGAACGACCCUGGCGUCUAUGCCAACAUCCCUAUCUAUGCUUAAUGGAGCGAAACCCUCCUAUUGUAAUUAGCCACCAACUUUCUCUUCAGUAAAUUCUGG
This is a messenger RNA of Gamsiella multidivaricata, 1104 nucleotides long. RefSeq names its product xylose reductase. Gene Ontology annotation, cellular component: cytosol. NCBI's taxonomy places the organism in Eukaryota, Fungi, Mortierellomycota, Mortierellomycetes, Mortierellales, Mortierellaceae. Bases 97 to 1047 code for a protein of 316 amino acids. The transcript is spliced from 5 exons. Gene Ontology annotation, molecular function: aldose reductase (NADPH) activity. The record is from RefSeq and is a predicted model, not a curated record.